Debaryomyces hansenii CBS767 is the source of this 468-nucleotide messenger RNA. RefSeq names its product succinate dehydrogenase membrane anchor subunit. Gene Ontology annotation, biological process: tricarboxylic acid cycle; mitochondrial electron transport, succinate to ubiquinone. NCBI's taxonomy places the organism in Eukaryota, Fungi, Ascomycota, Pichiomycetes, Serinales, Debaryomycetaceae. The coding region runs from base 1 to 468 and encodes 155 amino acids. Gene Ontology annotation, cellular component: membrane; mitochondrial envelope. The record is from RefSeq and is a predicted model, not a curated record. The transcript has a single exon. Gene Ontology annotation, molecular function: ubiquinone binding; heme binding.
AUGUUAUCAUUGUACAGCCGUGUUGGAUUAACAUCUAUUAGACAAUCCUUAUUAAAGCCAUGUUUAGUUCGUGGUAUUAAAACUAUUCCACAACCUCCGGGAUAUAUCGUUGGUUCUGUCAAUGAUGCUUACGUUCCUCCAGGACCUAAGAAAUUCGAAGGUUCUUUACACUGGACAAGUGAAAGAGCUGUUGCUAUUGGUUUAGUGCCAUUGGUGUUGGCACCAUUCCUCACUGGAGCUACGACCCUUCUUGAUUCAACUAUGUCGGGUUUCAUAUUAUAUCAUUGUUACACCGGGUUCCAAUCUUGUAUUAUUGAUUAUAUUCCAAAGAGAGUCUACGGUUCCUUGUUCAACUUCAGCAUGUAUUUAUUAACGUUUGGAACUGGUAUCGCAGGAUACGGUAUUUACCAAAUAGAAACUAAAGAAGGUGGUAUUUCUACUAUUUUAUCCAAGCUUUGGAAGGCUUGA